AUGUUAAGUGAAAAGAUUUUAUUUAAAUUAUUAUUGCUACUAUGCUUAUUAACUUUUGGAUUUUAUUGUCAUUUUCUUGUUGAAUUAAAUUCGCAAUUAAAUGAUGCAAACAUUUAUUCAAACGAUACCAAAAUUUAUUCAAAUGAUACCAAAAUUUAUUCAAACGAUACCAAAAUUCAUUCAAACGAUACCAAAUUUCAUUCAAACGAUACCAAAAUUCAUUCAAAUGAUACCAAAAUUCAUUCAAACGAUACCAAAAUUUAUUCAAACGAUACCAAAAUUUAUUCAAAAGAUACCAAAAUUUAUUCAAAUGAUACCAAAAUUUAUUCAAAAGAUACCAAAAUUUAUUCAAAAGAUACCAAAAUACAUUUAAAUGAUACCAAAAUAUAUUCAAAUAAUACCAAAAUAUAUUCAAAUAAUACCAAAAUAUGUUCAACCGGUACCAAAAUAUAUUCAAAUGAUACAAUUUAUUAUCUUGUAUUAGGUGAUUCGUUUGCGCGUGGUGUUUUCAAACCUAUUGACGCUGUCAAAAGAUCUCGUUCUUAUUCUUAUGCAGACGCAUUACAUGAGCGUCUCAUAGAGACAUAUCCAAAUCUUGUACUCAAAAAAUUUGCACGUGGAGGUCAAACUACUAGAACUCUUAUUAGAGAUCAGUUACCAAAUGCUAUAAAAUUUAUAAAACGUAAUCGAGGAUUAACAAAACUUGUUACAAUUAGUAUCGGAAAAAAUGAUUUUAUGGGCUGUAAAAAUUCCGAAUGUGAUAGAAGGAUUCGCAGAACAGUGUACUAUUUAAAAAAUAAGAUAAUUCCCGAGUUGAAGAAAGUAGGAGGUGAGGGAGUACAAUAUUUGGCUACUACAUAUCAUAAUGUACGUAAUAAUUUUGAUGCACUAGAUAACAGUUUAAUUAAAGUUUACAACGAGAAUGGAGUUAAAGUAGUGGAUAUGAGAAAGAUUAUUACGAAUGAAACAGGGUGUAUUUAUACUUACUGGUGCAACUAUCGGAAUGGACAUCCAAAUAUAAAUGGUAGUCGUGCAGUAGCAGAUGUGUUAUAUACCAACAUAGCUAGCGGUAAAAAGAAUAAAGAAGAAAGUUUUAAAUCUAUCGUCAUUUCUACCUUGGAAUCAGGUCUAUGUCAUGGCUAUAUAACGAAUUGUAAAGGUGACACAAUGUUCGAUAGAGGUGUGAAGUAUUGCACUGGUCGUUGUUUGGUGUCGAAACGCGAUAACAUACCAAACAAAGAUCCAUAUUGUCCUCAUAUGGUAGUCCGCAUGAAGGAUGGUACAGACAAAGAUCAAACUAUCUCAAGGGUCAAUAAAAGUGGCUGUUUCGAAGUUAGCGGUGAUCGCACUCGUUAUAAAUUUGCAGAAAUAGAAUGUCCUAAAACGUUGCCAAAACCUUGUAGAAACGUCGCUGCAGGAGAUUGGUAG
Cetraspora pellucida is the source of this 1428-nucleotide messenger RNA. The record is from the annotation of a GenBank genome assembly. NCBI's taxonomy places the organism in Eukaryota, Fungi, Glomeromycota, Glomeromycetes, Diversisporales, Gigasporaceae.